GGGAGGAGCGGAGUGCGCGGUUUGUUCGGGGCAGCCAUUGCGAGUAUACCCUUGUGUGUCCCGUAAAACCCGCGGUCUGAGCGUUGUACACGAGUGUCCCUCAAAAACACGAGAAGGUGCCUGCCGCGCGUUUCCCCGUAAGAUCGUGGAAAGAAAUUUUCACGGAAAUAAUAAUCGCGCGCGCUUUCUUACGUACAUAAAACAGUAAUUUUUAACGAACGGUGCUCCGUGCGAAACUUCCGAGGACGCAAACCAUAACUUCGGCCCGAUGGCUGAAUCCGACAAAUUAAACAUUGACAGCAUUAUCGGACGGCUCUUAGAAGUACGAGGGGCACGCCCAGGAAAAAAUGUGCAGCUAACAGAAAGUGAGAUUCGGGGACUGUGCUUGAAGUCUCGAGAAAUUUUCCUGUCUCAGCCAAUUCUUCUGGAGUUAGAGGCGCCGCUCAAGAUAUGCGGUGACAUUCACGGGCAAUACUACGAUUUGCUACGACUUUUUGAAUACGGAGGCUUUCCACCCGAGAGCAAUUACCUUUUUCUAGGCGAUUAUGUAGACAGAGGAAAACAAUCUCUCGAGACGAUUUGUCUCCUACUCGCUUACAAGAUCAAAUACCCAGAGAACUUUUUCUUACUUCGAGGGAACCACGAGUGCGCCUCGAUCAACAGGAUAUACGGAUUUUACGACGAAUGCAAACGUCGUUACAACAUCAAACUAUGGAAAACCUUUACGGAUUGCUUCAACUGUCUGCCAGUCGCGGCGAUUGUCGACGAAAAGAUAUUCUGUUGUCACGGUGGUCUCAGCCCCGAUUUACAGAGCAUGGAACAAAUAAGACGUAUCAUGCGACCAACCGACGUACCCGAUCAGGGUCUACUCUGCGAUUUAUUGUGGUCAGAUCCGGACAAGGACACGAUGGGUUGGGGCGAGAAUGAUCGCGGUGUGUCGUUCACGUUCGGUGCCGAAGUCGUUGCCAAAUUUUUACAUAAGCACGACUUCGAUCUCAUAUGCCGCGCUCAUCAGGUGGUCGAAGACGGAUACGAGUUUUUCGCGAAACGGCAGUUGGUGACGUUAUUCUCAGCGCCGAAUUAUUGCGGUGAAUUCGACAACGCAGGUGCCAUGAUGUCGGUGGACGAGACGCUCAUGUGCAGUUUCCAGAUUCUGAAGCCGGCGGACAAGAGGAAAUUUGCGUACGGUGGAUUGAACGCCGGCAGGCCGGUCACGCCGCCACGGGGACCGAACAACAAAAACAAAAAGAAGUGAAAAUCCCAACCGAGAUAUACGACGUUUUUACGAGAACGCGGAGCUUUAGGACCUUAAGAAACCUACUACUAUAUCCCUCCCUCGAGAAAAAAAAAACAAACACAAAAAAUAAAAUAAUAAUAAAAAAAACAAAACAGAAAAAGAAACAUGAAACCACGAAGAAGGCGAGAAAAACUCCACCACGGCCAUCACUUCACCCCGCUGACUUAUCACACUUAUAUACUAUAUUAAUUCAUCCGCGAAGAUCAUCGAGAACUACAAAGAGAAGACAAGUGAAAUUAUGAGGGGGGAAAACAAGAGAAAAAAACAUGUUAUGUCAUGAAAGAGCAAGAAAUCGAAUGCUCGUCUCGAAACGCGAUGUUUGCAUAAGAAACGCACUGAUAUUUUCGACCCAAGAAUUAACGGGCUAUUCGAGCCGCUCGAAAUCGUGAUCUAUUUAAUACGAGCGCGUUUUGUAAGAAAUAUUAAACAAAAAACCAACAAACUAUCGUGUAGACGGAAGUAAAGAAACAACAUCUAAUACAGAUCGAAAAUGAUUAAUAUUAAAAAACAUGAAAGAUGGUAUAUAUAGAUAUAUACGUAUUAAUUGACGAAACGACUAAAAAUCAAGAAAUCAUUGAAAUUGUACAAACGGCGCGAGUCCAGACUUCUUUUCGGCAAAUUUAUUCAAUAUCGCCCUCUCGAAGUUUAGCAUUGAUGAUCGAGGCGCGGAAGAGAGAAGAAAAGAGAAUCGGAAGGAGGGAUUUUGCUUUGGGGAUGAGUUUCUGACCGGAGGCUCUGAACGUUCGAAACUUUUUGAAUUUGUGUAAGAGGUUGCGAAAGAACGAAGAACGCGAGCGCAUCUGAAAACGAAAAGGCUCUAGGAACUUUCGUUUCCCGGAGUAACGAAACGCUUUUUCUUUUAUUUUUUUUUCUAAUGUUAUUUCUAUGGAAUGAAAAAAGAUCUGCACGCGAGAGAGAACUCUUGACAGGUGAUUUGUUUGAAAUAAAUGGUAUUGACACGUCAUUUUCUCUAUUGAUUCGAAUCGAAUUCCUCUUUCAGAUGCAUUUUCGAAUUCAUGGAAUUUACCAGUGCUUUUUUUUUGCUACACAGGACAAUGCGAUGUUUCUUACGAAUUUCGAGAUGGAAAUAACGAGGGAGGGGAGUAAAAAUCGAUUGAUGCGUAACCGUUGAGCUUCGUUUUCGCAACAGCCUGCGAAACGAACGAGAAAAGAAAACACGAAUAGGCUUUGACGCGACCAAAAAUAACGACACAUUGUCCCGUGACAAUAUUUUUCUCGCUCUCUUUCUCAGUCUCUUUUCCUCCUUCCUGUUUCUGUCGUCGCAGCGUUCCGGGCGAGUCUUGACAAGCCGUUUUCUCAAUUUACGUGGAUAAUUAUAAAGACAAAUAACCGAAAGAAUAAACAAAUGCCAUGGUACUCCAGCGGCUUGACGAUCGUAGAAGACAAGCGAGGAAAGAUCACUGGGCACAAAAAAUUCGACUCGCGUUCCGGAGACCCGAUAAGCCGAUUGUUUGACGAUUUCUUUUCUUCAACUUUAUUUCAUCGUUAAUAUUCUCGGUUAAGAAAAAUUGUAAGAUUCGUCAUUUUAAUUAGAAAUUUGCAAAGAUAAUGGCAGCGUUUCCCCAUUUUCACCGUGGAUAGAAGUAUCAGAUUCUUUCGAUAAAGUCAUUGCGAUCAGCAUUGAAGGAAAAACGAAUAUUUUUAGCAUUAUUUUUCUGUUUUUCGUGUUAUCGAGCGUUUUCUUCUUCCGAUCGCUGCACCUCAUUUUUAUUCGACUUCUUUUUCACCGCAACUGUACUAUUUACAGUACAUUGAUCAUGUGGCAAAACCGUUGUUUCAAUUUCAAAGUAAAUUUCUAAAAGAAGUAAAAAUCUUUCGGUUCUUGCCAGUCUUUCAUGAAAGUUUUAACAAAAAUUGUACAUUUCGUCGAAAGUUUUCAUGCUUCUUGCUGCUCCCCCCUCCUAAUCUCUUCAUUUAUUUCUGGAGCGUGCGCAGACGUUGAAUAAAUAAUCCAGAAAAAAAACAACAGCAGUAAGACAUUGUUGGAGUGUGAGAAAAAACUGGAAAAAUGACGGGAAAAAGAAGCGAAAGAAAUGGAAGCCUCUAGCGAGUAGCGACUGGUCUCGAUGACACUUGUGAAACGUGGACAACGUGAAAAGGUGUGGGAACGCGUGAAUAUGAUCGAGAUUAGGUAUCACGCUCACCUCCAAAACCUUACACCGUCGCGAUAUCACCUUCAUAAAUGUACAUUAAACUUGCGUUUUUUUAUAUAUAAAUAAAAACACCUAAAACCGAUUGAACACUUUUUUUUAUCGUAUCUCGAUCGAUUGUUUUCUCGACGCAUUCGUCGAGCUUGCCGAGAUCAUGAUUAUUGCCAUUUUUUUCAAAUCCGUCCCACCAUUUUUGGGUACAGAAAGGCAUUGUCGGAUUCCUCGGAUUGUUAAAUUUUUAUUUUCAUUUUUUUCCCCAGCACAAAUGUUGUUUUCAUUAAAAAAUUAUUCGUUCGGGAGAAAAUGCUGGUGCAUCAAUAUUUCACAACUUUUGCGAACGAACAAAAAACUGAAAAAAAUGAGCCGCUUUAAAAACUCGGAUCGACGAUUUUCAAUAUGAAUUUUUCGAAAAACUUAUUAAAGCCUUUUAUCAACAGAGAAACCUCCAACGAAGGGUGGUUUUUUUAAAUUUCUCCUACGAGAAAUAAGCUUACACAUUUUUCAAAUCCAUCCGAAUUUUUGUUGAGUCAUUCCGGCAACGAAAGAAGUUCAGAAAGCCCCAUGAAUUUUUUUUUCAAUGUUUUGAAAAAAAUCAAAAGUAUUAUUUUUUGUAAAAUGGAUUCAAAUGCAAUGUUUAAUCUCUCAUCGGCGCAAAACCGUUUUCGAAGCGUCCUCCCAAUAGUCGAUUUUUUCUCGAUUUUCGACGAACAGCAAACCACGGAGGUGUGCAUGAAAACGAAUCCAAUUUCUUCGGAAAUCCCCUCGAAAUUGUCCAUCGUUUUUUCAUUCGAUGACUAACUUUUCAUUUUUAUCGAUUUCCGGCUCGAAGCAACGGAUAUCCAUGGAUAUACGAAGCUCGUGUAUUUUAACGUAAAUUAAGUUCGAUGCUUUUUUUCGAAAUCCAUCAUAAGUACGUAAUCAUCGUAUUUGGGGCAAUGACUAUUUUUAUCACGCAAAUUAACGUUUCACCAGUAAACCACGUUCGAUGCGAAUGAAAGAUGAAAAUUGGUCAAUUGUACAAAAAUAUGACUAAAAACUCACCAAAUAUUCUAAUAAGAUAAUGUACGAAUACGGACGUCUCGAUUUUACUAUAAAAAAAUAUUUAUUCGAAUCCGCCGAAUAGUCGUUCGAGUUUCAUUAUCCAAGAGCGCGAGAGUCAAAGCACUUGGGGAAACUCGAAGUUUUCAAUCCUUGAUGAAAAAGUCGUGUCGACAGUAAAUUUUCCGAUGAAAUUCUUCGUCAUCGUCAAAGAAAAAAAUCCUCACUCGAAUGAAACUAUUUUUCUAGAAAAUUAGUCCACGAUAAUCAAAAGUUUAAUCCCACUUGGCUCUCACUUUCCAUCGCUUCGAUCGGCGUCCAAAAAUUUCAGUGUCAAUCGGUGAUGUUUGCGGAUGUGUGACGAAGCUGUGAAGAUAUUUUUUUUUAUGUAUUAAAGACAAUAACUGAAAACCAAAAUCCUUGCGCGUGUCAAUGAAGGGCCGCACUAACAGUUCGUGAAAAAAAAAAACGAAAUCGUUGGAAAGCAGUUUAUUUUCAGCCUCCAUUUUUUCUCCCUUCUUCGCGAACUUUCCACAUUCCAAAAUAAUCGAUUCCAAUUUUUCUAAAUAUUCGAGCACCAAAAAGUGCACAAAAGUAGGAGAACAAAAUAUUUGGAGCUUCAUCUCGUUUUGUAAAAUCGACUGUGCGUCACCACCGACUCGAAUUUUCAUCGAACUUUACUUCCUAGGAACACCGUACACGUAGAGCAUCUUUUCAAGUGAAAAAAAUGAGGAUAUAUAAAUGUACUGAAAAGGAAAAAAAAAAAAACAGGAAAAACCCGAAACUUUUCGAUCGAUUUAGAUAUACGAUAAAAGUACUAACAUUAUAAUUCAACAAUACGCAAACUGUACUGAUCAGACGAGUUUCUUAAUAACGUGGUAAAUCAAACGUCCUAUAGAUAAUAAGUGAUAAAAACUUUCAACUAAAUAAGUAUUUCGCAUGGAAAUCAAACCUAGAAGUACGGAGGAGCGCAGGGAAAAGAAGGAAAAAAGAUAAAGAAAGAAAAAACGAUCGCACGAUAACGAUAUUUAUACGGAACUUUAGUGAUAACUAAGUGGAUAAACUCUCGGGUAAAUUCGGCGUAUAUUAAAUAGUAAUGAAAGAGAUUUGGAAUAAAAUCACUUGGAACAUUGACAACGGCCGAUUCAACGUUAAAAAUAGCCUAUUAAUAUAUUUAUUUAUACGAAGCUCUAAUGUCAGAAUAUCCGGAGUCGAGAUUGUUCGUUGAGUCGCGUUAUAUUUACAUCUUUAUCGUGGAAAGUGGAUUAUUGUGUUGUGCAGCACGAUCAUUGAGGCGAGUUGAAAUUGGAGGGUGAGCAACGAUCGAACUCGUGAAAAAAAUGUCCCCUUGAAAAGUUUCGUUCAAUCGGUCGAAAUGAGAAUCUAGAUUUUCUGACAUCAGCGUCCAUUUAGAAUACGAAGGAACAAAAAUUCGUGAGCUCUUCCGAAAAACACAAUUUGACAAAAAAAGGGAUUUAAACGAGAAAUAAUGAUUACAGAGAAAAAAACGUCGUUUAGACAAUAGACGAGAAAGAUUUGUGUGACCGGUGGUUAUGCGAUAAUAAUAUUAAUAAUAAUGAUGAUAACAACAAUAACCAUUGAGCCAAUCGAUUGGAAUAAACGUAAUAAUAAUUGUA
Molecule: messenger RNA, 6143 nt
Organism: Venturia canescens
Lineage: Eukaryota; Metazoa; Arthropoda; Insecta; Hymenoptera; Ichneumonidae
Product: serine/threonine-protein phosphatase alpha-2 isoform
Exons: 5
Coding region: 269-1255 (328 amino acids)
Cellular component (GO): nucleus; cytoplasm
Molecular function (GO): protein serine/threonine phosphatase activity
Source: RefSeq, a predicted model, not a curated record